ACUUCUACUGAGCUUUCUUGCCCCAUUUUUUCUCUUAGCUGAGGCUUGUUACUCAAUGAUUCGCUGUAGAUGGUCCAAUCCAAGUUCUUGCACCUCUCUCUUCUUGUUUGUCUUCCCCCCCCCCCCUCCUCUAUCUGAUCUCCCCUUCUUUUUUCCGAUGCAUCUCCUUACCUCCUUUCGACUGCGAAGAACGACACUGCCAAAAAAAAAAAAUGAUGAUUAUACAAUUGCUUUUAUGAUCGGUUUUAUUUUCUUUUUUUUUUCUUCCCCUUGUUCUGAUAUUUUUUUUCCCUUCGUAGCUUCGUUUUGGCUUUUUCUCCCUUUUAAUCAUAUUCUACAGUGUGAAGGAUGAAACUUUCUUUCGUGCUGUUGACUCUUUUCAUCUAUUCCGGCCAUGCUUCACUAUUAAAACGAGCCGAUGUGUCAGGCGCACCUCAACCAUCACAAGCUCAGCCAGCGCCUUCUGCAACGGUGGCAAGCAAUGCAGACCCCAGCGCAGCUGCACCGACAGGACCCAUCAAUACAGCACCAACGCUUUCAGCUUCGGGAAUCCAUUCUCAAGCAAAUGCUUCACAAUCGAUAGUGAACAGUGAUAACAAUCCAUUCAUCGGAAAACCCACCUCGGCAUCGUUUAGCAACGAUAUCCCGCCAGCUUAUCUAACAUGGAAAAAACCGAUCCCCAAUCAAACCUUUCCACCACUGUAUAAGAUUGGUGUAUCUAAUAUUACAUUUGAAUGGACGGUCGAUCCUCAGGUGCUCAAAGUCCAGCCUCAAAACAUCACCGUAGCGUUGGCCAAUCCACAAAAGCAGACCUUUACGGCGGCCGUUGUUCCAGGAACGGCGACCUCUGCUCAUUGGGAUCUCGCCCGUUUGCCACCUAAUUCACCUUUGAUGGUCGGUUAUUACACUGUAUGGGUGUACGAUCAACGAGGACCUAAAGCUUUCCCCAGCCCUGGAUGGCUGAUGCCCGAUUCUCGCUUGGUCGUAGCCAUGUAUAGCACAGAAGCGUACGUGGGAAGAACAGACUCCAUGUUUUGUCCGACAUGCUAUCUGGGAGGAAGCAGCACACUUCGAGAGACAUUCUUACCCCUUGCAACCGCAUUCGGUGUGGCUAUUUUUACAUCCGUCGUUGUUUUAUUAUCACUUUAGAUCCACGAAUCGCGAUCUUUUUGCUCAGCUCUCUUGACGCUGCACGCUUCUUUGAUUUGAUCAUUUUCACCUUUUUCAUGCAUCCCUUUAUUUUGUAUUGUUGGAUUUCAUCCUCGUCCUAAUCUCCAGCUUCCUUGCUUCUUCUUCACUCUUUUUUUUUUAUCCUCG
Molecule: messenger RNA, 1317 nt
Organism: Radiomyces spectabilis
Lineage: Eukaryota; Fungi; Mucoromycota; Mucoromycetes; Mucorales; Radiomycetaceae
Exons: 4
Coding region: 349-1149 (266 amino acids)
Source: RefSeq, a predicted model, not a curated record